AUGGGUCAACGAUGUGCCAUACAGCAGUAUUCAUGUGUCGAUCAGUCGUAUCCCCGUAAUUGCACGAUUUCUCGUAUCAUAGCAACAAAACUGCUUCUUUGUACAAGUGUAGACAUUUUAUUGGUCAGUCACCACGAUUUUGUUUUGAUCUGUCUUGGCAGUUCAAAUACUUUGAUUAGAGAAACAUAUUCACCGCUUCGUACGUGUUUCAUGAUCGUACAAAAAAAUGGCAGCAGAUAUGAAUAUCAAACUACGAUAUUUGGUAAUUUAUUGCUCUUUUUGAAACGUUUACGAUUGAUUGCACCUACGAAAAAGAUCAUGUGUUUGCUAUAAGGUUUUGUUU
Molecule: messenger RNA, 343 nt
Organism: Vavraia culicis subsp. floridensis
Lineage: Eukaryota; Fungi; Microsporidia; Pleistophoridae
Exons: 1
Coding region: 1-333 (110 amino acids)
Source: RefSeq, a predicted model, not a curated record